This is a messenger RNA of Rotaria sp. Silwood1, 383 nucleotides long. NCBI's taxonomy places the organism in Eukaryota, Metazoa, Rotifera, Eurotatoria, Philodinida, Philodinidae. The record is from the annotation of a GenBank genome assembly.
AUGGUACUUAUUUAUUUAUUGAUUAAUUCACUUGGGAAAUAUUUGGCUUAUCCUGAUGAGCAACAUAAUCAACCAACGAAAAUAAACUAUUCCAAUUUUAUUGAAAAUGGUCGAAGUGUUAAAAUUGGUGAGGAUAAAUCGGCGAAUAAUGAUAUAUUAUUAAUUUAUAUUUACGCUGGCACGCAUUCUCAUGCAUACGGAAAUUUAAAAUAUUUUAUCGAUAAAUGUGUUCGUCAAGGAGAUCAUGUUGAUUAUUACUUUAUAUUACAACAAGUUGAUAAUAAACCAAUAAAUGAGAGUGAUAUGCCAUUAUUAACAUCAAACAGUGCUUAUUAUAUUCAACAUGAAAAUAAAUGUUUUGAUUUUGGCACUGUUGGAUGGUU